Messenger RNA from Carassius auratus (goldfish), 1193 nucleotides. RefSeq names its product membrane anchored junction protein (gene majin). Gene Ontology annotation, biological process: homologous chromosome pairing at meiosis; meiotic attachment of telomere to nuclear envelope. The transcript has 11 exons. The record is from RefSeq and is a predicted model, not a curated record. Bases 130 to 873 code for a protein of 247 amino acids. Lineage: Eukaryota; Metazoa; Chordata; Actinopteri; Cypriniformes; Cyprinidae. Gene Ontology annotation, cellular component: nuclear inner membrane. Gene Ontology annotation, molecular function: DNA binding.
AUGACCUGAGGGCGGGAACGCUGACAGCGCCUGACAGAACCGUGCUCUUUUUUACAACGUUCUAAAACAGUUGGCGCGAAAUACUUGAGGUGUUACGUGAAGCUUCCAUUUAUACUCAAAAGAGUAACAAUGUCAAUCCAGGCCUUUUCCUUCCCUGUGCCUGAGACCAGAUUUUUUCAGGCUGGACAACAAGUCUUCAAAUUCAAGAUCAGAAGAGGAGACAUGAGCAGCGUUCAUGAGGAAGAAAUGCUGUAUGGAGCGCUAGUCAGUGAGGAGCUGGAGAAUGCUGUGCGUGCGGUACUUGCAAACCUGGAUGGUCUUCACCCCUUCACCACCCAGCAUUUCAACAUUUUUCCCUACAAAAGUAAAUGGGAACAAGUGUCCAAAAUGAAGUUCAUGAAAGAGGGUGUAAAACUGUCUCCGUACCCCUUCCUUAUCACGCUGUAUGUGGAGUAUCGUGAACCAGCCUUUCCAUAUGCAGCAGUGAAAAAUACCAAUGCCUGGAACACACCGGAGAAACAGUCUAUAUUGAAAAGUCCACUGUGUACUAGUGAGCCAAUGAGGACCGACCAAUCUACUGCAAUGGAUCAUCCAGAAGAGGGCACUAUGAACCAACACAAAUAUACUAAGCAAAACCCAGUGUGCUUUCAGGAGUCCCCUUCCUCGGCCAGUGGUGCAGAAGAGAUGGUUUGUGGCAGUAAGGUUCAUGCUGAUUCACAUGUGACUUGUCUUCCAGCACCAAAUGUGCAUGAUGCUGCCCCUGAAAGUCCUGACCCAAAUUCAACAGCUGGACAGAACACUGGGAUCAUCACUAGAAUGGCCAGCUCGCUGUUCCCCUUCUCUCUGUUCUUCCGUAAGAGUCCUGCAAAUUAAAAAAUCCAAACCAUCGCUCCUUUACACUUACAGAGAAGAAAGAAAAAGCUGUUUACAUUUUAAGCUUCUUCAAGGUUUUCAAUAGCACUUGGUUCGUUUGUGCUGUUGGUGCAUUCUGUUUGUGUAAUUCUUCAAAACGUUUCGUUUUAACUGUGUUCGUAUGAGAGUUUCAAAUAUAUACUAAUAUUUUAAACGGUUGCUUUGGGUGAAAAUUCCUUUUGCUGCAUGUCACCAUCAGUAAGCCUGAAAUUACAUUGUAUGUUCUUUUAUGUGCAUUCACCUGAAUAGGGUCGUUAGAACAGCGAGUUUUGUUGGCUUUU